Messenger RNA from Armigeres subalbatus, 1079 nucleotides. RefSeq lists its product as uncharacterized. The record is from RefSeq and is a predicted model, not a curated record. Bases 95 to 697 code for a protein of 200 amino acids. The transcript has 4 exons. NCBI's taxonomy places the organism in Eukaryota, Metazoa, Arthropoda, Insecta, Diptera, Culicidae.
UACCGAUAGACCAACAUUCACUAAACAUCCGUUGACUGAUAAGCAUCAUAUUUUCCAGUGCCGGAAAACCGUUGGCGAACGCACUAGUGUCAAAAUGUUCAAGUUACACGUGUUUUGUGCCAUUUUCCUGUUUGCGCUCCUAAGCUGGACCACAGCACAACCAGUGAAGGAACAGGAAGUUGAGGAUUUAAUUUACAAACUGCAACAACUCAAACAACUAAAUGAUGUUUCUCAGGUAUCUCCAACGGAUCAACACAUAAGCAGUGGUGGAGAAAAGGAAAGAAGCCACCUCGCUUCGGGCACCAGCUCUGGAAGCUCGAUGAAAACCAAGCGAUCGCUGAACAACUCGGACCGGCGCACCCUCCUGUACAACUACUACGCCCGUGGGCUCGCUCCGAUGUACGACAAGCGUAACUUCGACGAAAUCGAUCGCUACUCCACAUUCGGUGGCAAACGCAACAACGAGUUCAAACGCAACUUCGACGAGAUCGAUCAGUGGGCAGGAUUUAACUCGCGUCUGAGGCCCAGCAUGUCCGGCUACGGAAAACGCAACUUUGACGAAAUCGAUCGAUACGGCAAGUUCAACAAGCGGCUCUUCCGAGGGGUUGAAGGUGUGGAUGAAGCCUCACCGAAUGGAUUCCAGCAUGGCAGCAGCCUCGCGGACGAGAUGGCCGUUAUCAACGAGUAUUCACAGUAAAGUAUCAGAUGGAUGAACCGACACCAUAGUUAGGCGGUGAUGUAAACAUAAUAAAAUACAGUUCGUUGAAGUUCUCCCAGAAUUUGAUUCUGAAUAAAAAUGAGGUUUGGCAAAAAAAUGGUUGAAUAAGUGUAUAUUAAUGAAAGCGUACACGACGCGAUAAUCAUUGGCUCAGUAUUAGUACAUAAGCAGUAUUAAACUUGAUAUAUGUAUAGGCAAUUGGCAAGGGUAAAUGCAAUAAUCAGAAAUCUUAUUUUACGAAGUGGAAGUUGUUGGUUAAACUAUAAAAUGUGUAUGAUCGAUUCAAAGACUAAAAGAAAACAUAACAACAAACAAAUUGAAAUUUAUCUGAAAAUAAAAGCAAAUUCUCGGAUCAAACCGA